UAGAAACAACCGAACCAAAACAUAGGCAUUGAACGAACAUUUAAAAAAAAACAAAUUAGUAGCAUAGCUGUCUUUUGAGAACACAUUUCGACUUUCCCAACAAAAUUCCCAAUAGAUAACACCGAUGGAUGCCACUUGUAGGGCCAUGGAGCAGCUACUGGCGGCCGUGGAGUUGAGCCGGACCCAAAAUGAGGAUACCACUCCCACGACCAACACCGCCAUAUCAAUCUGGAGCGCCCCUUCCGAGGGCAGUGCCUCUAGUUGCGUGGACCCCGCCUCUUUCCGGUUUCGGCUGGAUGGCCAAGCCAUAUUGCCACCACUGAUCACUAGUGCCAAGAGACGCGAGGUGCAGCUGGCCCGCCAGAAAGCUUUGAAGUUAGAGGAACGCUACCGCCUGGCCAGACACUCGGCGGGAUCCGACAUGGCCAGUCUGAGGAGCUUGUCCCAGACGGAGACUUUCAUCUACGACAGCACUCGAGGCCAGGCACGUCCUCAGACCCCUGUCCCAGACAUUAAGCUCCCUACCAUACAGGUUGAUCCUCCCACGCCCCAUCCCCCGGUGGAGCCAGUGGAUAACUUGUCCCCCAGGCGGCACAAUCGAAUUACCGAUCGUAUCCUGCAGUUUGAACAGUCGGGACUGGGUAAACUUCUACCCAAAGAUCAGGACAAAAGGAUCCUGCGCUCCAGUACCAGCCCACUGAUAGCUGAAUGUAAGGAGCAGACACAGCAGGAGUUAAAAAAGACGGAGCUAGGGACUUCGCAGCCAGAGCCAGCUAGUUAUCAGCGCUCACGAAGCUUUACGCUGGAGGAGCCUUCUCAGGUUCUCGUAGAGCAUAUGCAGCGGGAGGCCCAAGCGGUCAAGCCUAGCCAGAGUUUGGUAAACUUCCAAAGGCAGACCAUAGAGUCCCAGGCCAAGCGGGUGAAUCGCAAUUCCAGAUGCAACAGCAACAACACCGCCAUCGCCACAAACUCUACAACCACCGGCAGCAGCUGCUCCAGAAGAGAUCGCGAGGUGGAACGUAUAAUAGAAAGGGCGUUGGGCGAACAUGGUCCUUUGGAAGCUAGCCGGAAAGCAGGAGUGCGCAACUAUCUGCGUAGCCAUCGGGAGCGAAUGAAUCAGUUGGUCCUUUACCAGGAGGAGGAGCGUCGUCGCAUGCAGACGCAGUUUGAUCAACAGCAGCGACAGCUCAUUGAGGAACUGUGUGCUGAAAUUGAUGUUACCUCGAGCACCGAAAAUCCUGAUGAACUAGUGUCGCAGAGCACCAGUACGGGAGACCUGCAAUGUGGCUUAUCCACGCCUUCAAUGUCCUUUUCGAAUGCCACGCCACGCUGCUUCCAAAAUCUGGAUGACUUUCUCACUAUGGAGGACAGCUGCCGAAUGGCGGCUUCUUCUUUCGCUCGAAAGAGGUUGUUUAGUCCGAAAGUAUCUCUGGGCUACGAAUCGGAACCGCAGCUGCUAGGGGAGACAACUGCUCCCAGCACACCGCGAUCGUUACCACUCAGGAACAGCAGUUUAACCAACAGUAGGCGAAGUGGGCCAGUUGCCAGGAGACGAUCGCAAACCGUGAGCAGUAGUUCCAGGAAAUCGAACAUUACUGCAGGUCGUGAAGUGAUCAAAUCACCAGCGAAGGUACUGCAGGGACGACCAAAGAGUUCACCAGGAAACGCUAGCUCCACCCCACCGAAAAGGGGCAACGCACCAGUAAGAAGCAGUUCAUCGCCCAAGCAACUGAGAAAUAAACAUGCCAAUCUGGAGCAGGAGGAGCGACAAUGGGCAGCCACGCGUAUAAAUGCCGCAGUGCGAGGAUUCUUGAUACGCCGGCUCUUUGCCACCGAGCAAGUGCAGCGUAUAGUCCAGACCAUCAGAGACACCUUGAUCUUCGUGCUAAAUCUACAUCUGGAAACCUGCGGAAAUGACCUAGAUGCAGAGGAGCCCGCUAAUCUGCGCCUUAAGGCGCGACUGCUUCAACAGCUCUGCUCGGCCAGCCGUACGCUUCACCUGAUCUUCAUCCAGACCAACACAAAGGAACGUUUGGAAAUCAUCGCUCGGGAUCGAAAGCGGAUCAAGACUAAACUCCUCCUAAAACACAGCUGAUCCGAUUCAAAUGUCGUAGAUUAGAAGGCAAGAAGGAGAAAAUCUCAAACUAAACAUUCCUGCCUUUAAUAAGCACCUAUUUUAUUUUUAUAUUAUCUCCACACAUUAAAUUUUAUUUCAUUAAAAAUCAAGUUUAAUGAGAUAUAACGAGUAA
Molecule: messenger RNA, 2249 nt
Organism: Drosophila subpulchrella
Lineage: Eukaryota; Metazoa; Arthropoda; Insecta; Diptera; Drosophilidae
Gene: Cp110
Exons: 5
Coding region: 125-2095 (656 amino acids)
Biological process (GO): regulation of cytokinesis; centriole replication; centrosome duplication
Cellular component (GO): centriole
Molecular function (GO): protein binding
Source: RefSeq, a predicted model, not a curated record